This is a messenger RNA of Grammomys surdaster, 366 nucleotides long. RefSeq names its product small nuclear ribonucleoprotein Sm D2-like. The transcript is spliced from 2 exons. Lineage: Eukaryota; Metazoa; Chordata; Mammalia; Rodentia; Muridae. Gene Ontology annotation, cellular component: U5 snRNP; catalytic step 2 spliceosome; U1 snRNP. Gene Ontology annotation, biological process: RNA splicing; spliceosomal snRNP assembly. The record is from RefSeq and is a predicted model, not a curated record. The coding region runs from base 1 to 366 and encodes 121 amino acids.
AUGAGUCUCCUCCAUAAACCAAAAAUUGAGAUGACCCCAGAGGAGCAGCAGAAGCAAGAGGUGGAGGAAUUCAACACAGGUCUCCUCUCAGUGCUCAGGCAAUCAGUGAAGAACAACACACAAGUGCUCAUUAACUGUCGCAGCAAGAAGCUCCUGGGCCAGGUGAAGACUGUAAUAAGUGUAUUUCACAGGCACUGCAACACGGUGCUGGAAAAUGUGAAGGAAAUAUGGACCACGGUCCCCAAGAGUGGCAAGGGCAAGAAGAAGUCUGAGCCUGUCAAAAAGGACCACUACAUCUCCAAGAUGUUCUUGCGUGGGGACUCAGUCAUCGUGGUGCUACAGAACUUGCUUAUCGACAGCAAGUAA